Drosophila serrata is the source of this 4778-nucleotide messenger RNA. It is a transcript of the gene wts, whose product is annotated as serine/threonine-protein kinase warts. The record is from RefSeq and is a predicted model, not a curated record. Lineage: Eukaryota; Metazoa; Arthropoda; Insecta; Diptera; Drosophilidae. Gene Ontology annotation, biological process: protein phosphorylation. Gene Ontology annotation, molecular function: protein serine/threonine kinase activity; ATP binding.
CAGUGUUGUGUGUGUGUUGUGUUGUGCUGUGUGUGUGUGUGUGCGAGGGUCAAUUGAGCAUUUUGUGAUAUGAGUGCUAAAUAUCUUAAAAGCAGCAGCAUCAGCAGAAUGCAUCCAGCGGGCGAAAAAAGGGGCGGUCGCCCCAAUGAUAAUUACACAGCGGAAGCCCUUGAGAGCAUCAAGCAGGAUUUAACGCGAUUUCAACUACAAAAUAAUCAUAGGAAUAAUCAGAAUAACACAGCUCUGCGAUAUACGGCGACAAAUGGACGCAACGAUGCACUUACUCCGGACUACCAUCAUGCCAAUCCACCGAUGGAGCCGCCGCCCUCGGCGUCCCCCUCCCCGGACGUGUCCAGUCCCCCGCCACCCGCCAUUGUAGGUCAGCCAGGCGUUGGAGUGGGAGUGGGAGUGGGCGUUGGUGUGGGAGUGGCGCUGCAGGCGAAUGGACAUGUGCCAAAGAUGAUGACCGCCUUGUUGCCAAACAAGCUAAUCCGUAAGCCGAGCAUCGAACGGGACACGGCGAGCAGUCAUUACCUGCGCUGCAGUCCAGCGCUGGACUCCGGGGCGGGCAGCUCCCGCUCCGAUAGUCCACACUCGCACUCGCACAGCCAUGCCCACACCCUCACCCACCAUGCCCAUCAGCCCAGCUCGCGUCCUGUGGGCGUAAAUGGCGUCAAUCCUGGCUUCUCGCCGUCACCCAGCGGCUUCAGUGAGGUGGCACCACCGGCGCCGCCGCCACGUAAUCCCACCUCCGUCAGCAGUGCGGCCACGCCACCGCCCCCAUCCGUGGUUGUCGGGAGUCAGGCGUAUGUGAAGCGACGUUCUCCAGCCUUGAAUCGGCCUCCGGCGAUAGCACCGAUAGCACCAAACAGUGCCUCGCAACGCGGCACCUCGCCGGUGAUCACCCAAAAUGGGAUCAAGACGCAGCAGCAGCAGCAACAGCAACUGCCGCAGCAGCAGCAACUAACGCAGCAAAUGAAGGCCCUUACCAUGUAUCCGGGUGGCAACAGCGGGGCGGUGGUGGAGCCACCGCCACCGUAUCUCAUCCAGACGGGUCAGGGUGUUGUGGGAGCACCGCCACCUCCGCCGCCCAGCUAUACGGCGUCCAUGCAAUCCCGUCAGUCGCCGACGCAAUCACAGCAAUCGGACUACAGGAAAUCACCGAGCAGCGGCAUCUACUCGGCCACAUCGGCGGGAUCACCCAGUCCUAUCACUGUAUCCCUGCCACCGGCACCGCUGGCGAAACCCCAGCCCAGGGUAUACCAGGCGCGGACGCAGCAACCGAUCAUAAUGCAGAGUGUGAAGAGCACGCAGGUGCAAAAGCCUGUGCUCCAAACGGCGGUGGCUCCGCAGUCGCCUUCGAGUGCGUCGGCAAGCAACUCGCCUGUCCAUGUGCUGGCGGCGCCUCCCUCAUAUCCCCAGAAGUCAGCGGCAGUGGUGCAGCAGCAGCAGCAGGCGGCAGCAGCGGCACAGCACCAGCAACAGCAGCAGCAGCAGCAGCAGCACCAUCACCAGCAGCAGCAUCAGCACCAACAGUCCAAGCCACCGACGCCUACGACUCCGCCACUGCUAAGCGGAGGAGGAGUGGGCAAGCCCACCUGCAUGGAGCCUCCUUCGUAUGCCAAGAGUAUGCAGGCCAAGGCGGCAACCGUGCAGCAGGUACAGCAGCAGGUGCAACACCAGCAGCAGCAGCAGCAACACCAGCAACAAACGCAGCAAUUCCAGGCUUUGAGGGCACUUCAGGCUCAAAGGGAACGGGAUCAGCGGGAGAGGGAACAACAGCAGCAGCAGCAGCAACAGCAGCAGAAGCUUACCAAUGGCAAUCCCAGUCCCAAUCCUCGACAGCUACCACCACCACCGCCAUAUCAGAGCAACAACAAUAAUCCGGAGAGCAAACCACCGCCACCGAACAACUGCAACAAUAAUAACAUACAGAUUAGCAAUAGCAAUCUGGCGACAACGCCACCGAUACCACCAGCGAAAUAUAGUUCCGGAACGGGAGCCAAUAGCUCUGGUGGAAGCAAUGGAUCCGCCAGUACCACCGCCUCAUCGGCAGCCUGCAAGAAGAUCAAGCACGCCUCACCCAUACCGGAGCGCAAAAAAAUCUCCAAGGAGAAGGAGGAAGAGCGCAAGGAUAUCCGCAUCAAACAGUACUCGCCGCAGGCCUUCAAGUUCUACAUGGAGCAGCACAUCGAGAAUGUGAUUAAAUCGCAUCGCCAGCGAACCUAUCGCAAGAACCAGCUGGAGAAGGAGAUGAUCAAGGUGGGUCUUCCGGACGAAACGCAAAUUGAGAUGCGAAAGAUGCUGAACCAGAAGGAGAGCAACUACAUCCGGCUGAAGCGUGCCAAGAUGGACAAGAGCAUGUUCGCCAAGCUAAAACCGAUUGGUGUGGGUGCCUUUGGCGAGGUGACGCUCGUUCGGAAGAUCGACUCCUCGCAUCACCUGUACGCAAUGAAAACCCUGCGCAAGGCCGAUGUCCUCAAGCGGAAUCAGGUGGCCCAUGUCAAGGCCGAAAGGGAUAUUCUCGCCGAGGCGGAUAACAAUUGGGUGGUGAAGUUGUACUAUAGCUUCCAGGACAAGGAUAAUCUUUACUUUGUGAUGGACUAUAUACCGGGUGGGGAUCUUAUGUCGCUGCUCAUCAAGCUGGGCAUCUUCGAGGAGAAACUGGCCAGAUUCUACAUUGCCGAGGUCACCUCCGCGGUUGACAGCGUCCACAAAAUGGGCUUUAUUCAUAGAGACAUCAAGCCUGACAACAUACUCAUCGACAGAGACGGACACAUCAAACUCACCGAUUUCGGCCUGUGUACGGGCUUCCGAUGGACGCACAACUCCAAGUACUAUCAGGAGAAUGGCAAUCACUCACGCCAGGAUUCGAUGGAACCUUGGGAGGAAUACUCGGAAAAUGGACCCAAGCCCACAGUGCUGGAAAGGCGGCGAAUGCGCGAUCACCAAAGAGUCCUGGCCCACUCACUGGUGGGCACUCCCAACUAUAUAGCGCCCGAGGUGCUGGAACGGAGUGGAUAUACGCAAUUGUGCGAUUACUGGAGCGUUGGCGUCAUCCUCUAUGAGAUGCUGGUGGGACAGCCGCCUUUCCUAGCCAACAGUCCACUGGAAACGCAACAAAAGGUCAUCAACUGGGAAAAGACGCUGCACAUUCCGCCGCAGGCUGAGCUAUCCCGCGAAGCCACCGAUUUAAUACGACGACUUUGCGCCUCGGCGGACAAGCGGCUGGGGAAGAGCGUGGAUGAGGUGAAGAGCCACGACUUCUUCAAGGGCAUCGACUUUGCCGAUAUGCGUAAGCAGAAAGCGCCGUACAUACCCGAGAUUAAGCAUCCAACGGACACAUCCAAUUUCGAUCCCGUGGAUCCGGAAAAGUUGCGCUCCAACGAUUCCAAUAUGAGCAGCGGCGACGAUAUCGAUCUAAAUGAUCGACAGUUCCAUGGAUUUUUCGAAUUUACCUUUAGGCGAUUCUUCGAUGACAAACAGCAUCCGGAUAUGACGGACGAUCAGGCGCCGGUCUAUGUCUGAGUGUGCUGAUUCGAUCAUUGUUAGUCAAAUAGUCACAAAAAAGAAGAUGAGAACGGGGUGACUAAGAUAUGAAAACUAUAUAUAUUAUAUAUAAAUUAUAGGAGAAAGUAGCUAGCGAAGGAGCAAACAAGAACUACACAUAAUAUAAAUAUAUAUGCUUGAGAGCAUGAACUGAAUAAAUUUAAAAAUUAAACGGAAUAUGUAGAGAAGCAGGACCUUGGCCUUUUUAACAGAAUGUAUACAAAUCUUUUAAAAAACUAUAGAAAUAUUUAAAUUGUUACUGAAACGAGGGGACCAACUUGGAAAAUCCAACAUUUUCAGGUGCUCAAAAAGCUAAACAAAUAAAAAUCAAUGCCUUAAAAAGAAAACGAGAUGAGAACGCGAAUUUAACCAAGCCCUACUCCACACUCCAGUCACCACUCUCCACUUGCUUCCACCUCCAAUCUGGAAUUCCUGGACCUUAAUUCAGCAGGCUGGUUAAAUCUAGGCUCCAUUUGGGAUGUGUGCGUGUGCGAUGGAGUGGCGGAAAUGGAGGCAAAAAAACACAAAAGUCGCACGGCAGCGCGAUAUAAGCGGGUCUUAUAAGCCUAAUUAAAUCUAAAUCUAGGAGAAAAGAACAGAGCUCUAUCUCUACCAAAUCCAUCAUCUAUCACUGCUCUUGGAAAAAGUCCUUUUACCCCCCCAAAAAUAUAAAGAACAAACUUAGAGAUACAAUGUUAGACCAACAAUUUGUUGAAUGCCAAAUCAAAAAACAUAAAAUAUUAUUGUAACGAUAAAUUCAACACAAAAAUAAUGAAACGAGGAGAGACGAGAGAAAAUGCUAAGGAAAUUGUAAUUAUUUUUUAAUGUAAUAAUGUAAUAUUGUAAAGCAAAACAAGUUAAUUUGUAAUUUAUGCCUAAAGUUGAGUAUAGCGCCCUAAGAUGUUUUUUAGUUUAUAGUGACCGCCUCUAACCGUAAUCUAGUUUAAUUCCCUUAUAUAAAUAUUUAAGCGAGAGAAGAGUACAUGCAAUUUUUUUGUUUUGUCGUAGGUUCGUUGGAAAACGCAAAGAAAAAUUAAUUGGAAACUGGAAUUUGUUUUUUUCUAUUUAAUUAGCCUCAGUUUUGUGUAUGUGUGUGUGUUUUUUAUUAUGAAUAUAUAUAUCAAUUAAAGUAUAUAUUUUAAAAGUGAGGGGAGAAUAAAUCGAAGCUAAUUGAUGGGAAAUGCAAAUGCAAACUCUGUGUGUGCCUUGGCCAAUUAGUUUACUAAAAA